This is a messenger RNA of Clarias gariepinus (North African catfish), 4533 nucleotides long. It is a transcript of the gene adamts15a, whose product is annotated as ADAM metallopeptidase with thrombospondin type 1 motif, 15a. Bases 223 to 3096 code for a protein of 957 amino acids. Gene Ontology annotation, molecular function: metalloendopeptidase activity; zinc ion binding. The record is from RefSeq and is a predicted model, not a curated record. NCBI's taxonomy places the organism in Eukaryota, Metazoa, Chordata, Actinopteri, Siluriformes, Clariidae. Gene Ontology annotation, biological process: extracellular matrix organization; proteolysis. The transcript has 8 exons.
GCAUAAAGCCGGCGCAAGAGAAGGAACUCCUAAGCAUCCAGGUGCAAGAAGGGAAUGGAUCGGACGCUCACAGGCGAUAUUUUAUUCCCUUUCCGUUAUUCGGAUUAUCUUUAAAUGCACUGAUUAAAUACUUUUAACUGGUUUAUUUCACAGGACUUUUUUCCCCCUCUCAUAAACAUUGAGUCUUGUCCUUUUGGUCUGUACAGCCUUUUGCAUGCAAUCAUGCUUUUAUUUACACGGGCUGUGCUUUUUGUGAACUUUUUAUUUGUGAUUUGCAAACUUGCGCGCUGCAUGCAGCGUCAGCUGUGUGAACCUGUCAGAUUGGAUAAUCCUGACUAUGUCGAUAGUAACUUCGUUGGCUCUGAAAUGAGCGCAUCGCCGAAGAAAGUCGCUUUCCGAAUAAAAGCGUUUGGGCAGGAGUUUGUGCUCGACUUGCAUACGGAUUCUAGCUUCAUUGCACCCACGUUCUCCACGCUGGGCAUGCCGCUUGGGUCCGAGCGCGCGGACCUUCGAAGCUGUUUCUACGCGGGCACCGUGAAUUCGGAUCCCCUCUCAUACGCGGCUGUCAGUCUGUGCGACGGCCUGCGCGGCGCGUUUGGCUACGACGGCUGGGAGUACUUUGUCAAGCCGGCCAGCGACGACUCUGUAUCUUCCAGCGCGCACCGGAGCGCGGAGAGCGCGCACCAUUUGUGGAGACGCGCCAACUCCGAGCUUGGAGGCAACGGCACCACGCGAUGUGGCGUGGACGGUGGUCUCACACCCGACGUCGAACGCUCCCUGCAGAAGUUUAAACGCUCGGACGAAGCUUUGACCGGCGAUAAAACCACCGCACAAAGGAGUCGGCUCAAGCGGUUCGCCUCGGUCCCUCGAUACGUGGAGACUCUCGUGGUGGCUGACGAGUCGAUGGCCAAUUUCCACGGUGACGAUCUGAGGCAUUACGUGCUUACACUCAUGGCAGUGGCGGCUCGCCUCUACAAACACCCAAGCAUCAUGAACCCUAUUAACAUCGUGGUGGUCAAGUUCCUUGUGAUUACAGACGAAGAUAAAGGACCCAAGGUGACUGGUAACGCAGCCAUGACCCUGCGCAAUUUCUGCACGUGGCAAAAGAAGAUAAACAAGAACAGCGAUAAGCACCCAGAGUAUUGGGACACCGCCAUCCUGUUCACAAGAGAGGAUCUGUGUGGAGCCUCUACGUGUGACACUCUGGGCAUGGCAGACGUUGGGACAAUGUGUGACCCAAAGAGGAGCUGCUCAGUGAUCGAGGACGAUGGCUUGCCAUCUGCAUUCACCACUGCUCAUGAACUUGGCCAUGUAUUCAACAUGCCCCAUGAUAAUGUGAAAGCUUGUGAGGAUGUAUUUGGAAAGCUUCAGGACAAUCACAUGAUGUCACCGACACUGAUCCGGAUAAACCGCACCAGCCCAUGGUCGCCGUGUAGUGCUGCUAUUAUCACAGACUUCCUGGACAGUGGACACGGUGAUUGCUUAUUGGAUCAGCCUGAGAAACCUUUGGCACUAACUGAUGUUCUCCCUGGAGCAUCGUAUGGUCUAGAGAGGCAGUGUGAGCUGUCAUUUGGUGCUGGUUCGAAGCCUUGCCCACUCAUGCAGGCACCCUGUCAGCGUCUGUGGUGCACAGGCAAGACCCGCGGUCAGCCUGUCUGUCAGACACGCCACUUCCCCUGGGCAGAUGGCACAGAAUGUGGAGAGGGCAUGGUGUGCAUGCGCGGGGUCUGCAUAGAGAAGUACGAGGUCACCAGGCCAAAGGUGGAUGGAAAGUGGGGUAAGUGGGGGACGUUUGGGGUUUGCUCCAGGACAUGUGGUGGUGGAGUCCAGCUGGCAAAGAGAGAGUGCAACAAUCCGGUGCCAGACAAUGGGGGCAAAUACUGCCAAGGAGUAAGGGUCAAGUACCGGUCCUGCAAUCUUGCACCAUGCCCAGAUACUGGAAAGAGUUAUAGAGAGGAGCAGUGUGAGGCUUUCAAUGGCUUCAGUCUGAAUACCAACCGUCUCACGGCAUCUGUCGUGUGGGUCCCUAAGUACUCGGGAGUCUCAGCUAAAGACCAGUGUAAGCUCAUAUGCAGGGCUAAUGGAACAGGCUACUUCUAUGUCCUCGCUCCCAAGGUUGUGGAUGGGACGCCAUGUUCUCCUGACUCUUCGGGAGUCUGUGUUCAGGGCAAAUGUAGCAAGGCAGGCUGUGACAGUAAACUCGGCUCCAGCAAGAAGUUUGACAAGUGUGGUGUCUGUGGAGGAGAUAAUAAGUCCUGCAAGAAGAUUUCUGGCCUCUUCACAAAACCCAUUCAUGGCUACAACUUUGUUGUCAUACUUCCAGUGGGUGCAUCCAACAUCGACGUCCGCCAGCGUGGCUAUAAAGGAAUGGUAAAUGACGAUAACUACCUGGCUGUCAAAAACAGCCGAGGGGAAUACCUUCUUAAUGGCAACUAUAUAGUGUCAGCAGUGGAGCGGGACAUCUUAGUGCGUGGCAGCCUCUUGCGCUACAGUGGCACCAGCGGGCAAUCAGAGACACUGCAGGCUGUAAGGCCACUGGGGGAAGCUCUGACAGUGGAGGUGCUGUCUGUAGGCCACUUGACACCUCCACGCAUUCGUUAUUCCUUUUAUAUCAAACGGGAAGCCAAGGAAGACAAGGUGUCAAAGAAAGAAGGCAAGACUUUGGCUGAAAACAGCGUUCUCGUUGAGGAGGGAGGGCUUGGAAAAGAAUCUGAUCCACUGAAUAAAAAGAUUGCAACUUCAUACAUCAAAGAGGCUCCACCUCCUGGCAAGUGGGUAACCACUAGCUGGGAGGAAUGCUCAGUGACCUGUGGAAACGGUCUUCAGAGGAGAUUGGUACAGUGCGUAGGAGCAGACGGCACUCCUGGGACAGACUGUGAUCCAGCUAAAAGGCCAAGUGCAUUGCGAGCUUGUGGUGACCCAUGCCCAGAAUGGCAUAUAGGUGAAUGGUCGUCAUGUUCCAAGACCUGUGGCAAAGGCUUCAAACGGCGUCAACUCCGCUGUCAAACCGGGACGGGUAUGAUGCUACCCAGGGAACACUGUGCAAGCAUGAAGAAGCCACAGGAGCUUGACUUUUGUUCAUUAAAACCAUGCUAGUGACUCCUUUUCCCACAGUACUUUACAUUCCUUGUUAAUGUCUUUCAUGGACUUUCAUGGACCUGUUAAAUGCUAUACUAAAACGAAGAACAGUUAAAAGUUAAACGAUCCGGAACUUUAUUUGUUCUGGUGCAUUUUUAUUUUUGUUUGUUUGUUCAUUUGUUUUUUGUUUGUUUUGUUUUGCCUGCAAAUGGGAAGUUAUAUGAAGAAGAAGUAGUAGUAGAAGAAGAAAAAGAAGAGGGAAAAGGUCAUAAAACAGAGAAAAGCAAUGCCUUGUAAAGCAAUAUUGUCAUGUAGGCUAACUUAAAUGCUGAUCAUCUUUUAGGCUAAAAGGGAAAAACUCAACAGAGUUAAAAAAAAAAAAAAAAGUAGCACAGAAUUUGCCCUUGUACUGCAUAUCCUCCUUAAACCCAUUUUGUGUUUAUGCCUCCCAAGGGACUGGGGUCAAGUUUUAUAUAGAUAUAAUAUGGUUUAAUGCCUUAAUCAUUUACCAUAAUUAUUUGAAAACAUGAAUUAAUCCUUAAUCUUGUUUACUUGAAUAUUCCUGGCAUAAUUAGCAUUGAGCAUACCAGAGUGUUGGAGCAGCAGGGAUUUCUUGAUUUGCUCCAAGACCUCAUUUUGUAGGAGAAAAGUUCUGUCAAUGUGUGGUUAUUUCUUGGUGACUAGAACUUUCAUAGCUUUUAAAACAAAAUACAGAAUGACCACAUAUGCAGUACCAAAUAUCACACAGGCAUAUGAGUAAAAGAAUUUCAACUGAGUCAAUCAUGUUUUAUUAGCAUAUAAUUUUUUUUCCAUAAACCUCAACAGUAGGACAAUCUAAAGUUCAUGUAAGGCAAGUUAACCCCUAAAAUUCAUCCCCUGUUCAUUCUGCCAACUGUGCCCUCAAGACAGGUUCUUUAUCUCAAUUAGUCAACCAACAUCUCCUUUGUUCUUUACUUUUAACCUCUCUUUCUAGUGAGACAGAAGUACAGCUGCUAUAGUCAAGCCCUGUCUGGUACAGUAACUAAGUUAUUAUUUUUAUUAUUAUUAUAGCAAUGUGUUUUGAUGGCUUAUGCCACAAGGCACGGUUUUGUUCCAGAUGCCAACCUGGCAAACUGUCUUUUGUACACAGUGUAAAUUCAUGUAAUGCAUAACACAAUAAAAAGACACAUGUGAGGUUCUUUGGAGUGGCCAUAUCGUCCAUCUAAAAGAUAGUUCCUAUAUGACUUGGAAUGUUUUAUCCAUUUUAUUUUCUUUUGCACUUAAUACAGCAAAAGAGAUCAAUGUCCUGCAUGGGCUGCCUUGUAUACCAUGUAUACAUUACUCUAGCUGUGCACAAAUAAAACCUGUAAAUACCUUUCUAUUUUAUGUAUUUUUUUUUACGCUGGCAUUUUGAAUUGUCAUGACUUCGAGGUAUUUAUUCCAAAUAAAACACAUACUAACGAGACGCUUUAUCAA